Molecule: messenger RNA, 1572 nt
Organism: Nicotiana tabacum (common tobacco)
Lineage: Eukaryota; Viridiplantae; Streptophyta; Magnoliopsida; Solanales; Solanaceae
Product: metacaspase-3
Biological process (GO): proteolysis
Cellular component (GO): cytoplasm
Molecular function (GO): cysteine-type endopeptidase activity
Source: RefSeq, a predicted model, not a curated record
CAUCUCGGGAGAUAUCUUUUAAGAGUCAACCCCUUUCAGUUGUCAGUCACUCAAGUCUAACCAUGAGGGAGUUGGACGGCUUAUAAAUUCUCUUCGUAUUCUCAUUUUUUGAGGCAUCUUUUCUAAAGAUCGUGUAAUACCUCAACGGUCCUAUAUAUUGAGGGAUCUGUAGUCAAUAAGUAGAUAUACCAUUCCCCUCAUAGGGCUAGUCAAAUUUCUUGAUCAUUUAUCCUCCAAAGAUCAUACAAGAGCAGAGUAAUGGAAAGCAGAAGGCACAGCUGCAGGCAGUGUGGACUGCAGCUACCAGCUCCUACUGGAGCAAAAGCCAUUUACUGUCCGAGGUGCCAACGUUUCACACAAUUCCAACCAAAAAAUAAUAUGCAUGGUGCCCCCACAGUCAAUGCCAACGGGCCGUACAGUAACAAUAUUAAUGCAAUGAACACAGGGCUACCAGUUUAUCCUGCCAAACCAAGGACAGUAACAUCUGGAUUUGGUUAUGGAAAUUAUAGGCCAGAGUCCUUCCAGAUCAGGUCACCACAGGUCAUGCGACCUCAGCCUCCCCCACCAGUGCAUGGACGGAAGCGAGCAGUUCUAUGUGGAGCUAACUACCGUGGGCAUAACAAGAGUUUGAAAGGCAGCAUCAAUGACGUUUUAGCCAUGAGAUAUCUUUUGGUCGACAAGUUAGGGUUCCCCAAUGCAUCAGUAAUUGUUCUUACAGAGAAUGAGAAAGAUAUAUUUAGACUCCCAACCAAAGCCAAUAUCAGAGCAGCCCUGCGUUGGCUUGUUCACAGUUGCCAACCUGGUGAUUCACUGGUAUUUCAUUACUCUGGCCAUGGCUCACGAGUACGUGACCUUGACGGAGAUGAAGUUGAUGGAUACGAUGAAUCACUAUGCCCUAUUGACUACGAGACAGAAGGACGAAUACUAGAUGAUGAGAUCAAUGAAACCAUUAUAAGGCCUCUACCUCGUGGUGCCACACUUCAUGCUAUAAUUGACGCUUGCCAUAGUGGAACUUUUCUAGAUUUACAGUUCAUGUGUAGAAUAAACAGGGGAGGAAGCUAUAUGUGGGAAGAUCAUCGCACUCCACACGGCACAUACAAAGGUACGAGAGGGGGAAUAGCAAUAUGUAUCAGCGCCUGUGAUGAUCAUCAGAGCUCUGGAGAUACCAUUGCUUUCACAGGUUUUCCAACUGGUGCACUGACUUAUAGUUUUGUGAAAACAUUGGAGCAAGAGCCUAAAUUGACUUAUGGACGCAUGCUUCUGUCAAUGCACAAGAAGAUACACGAGACACAAAAAAGAAUAGGCCUGAAUAGUAAAGAUGUAUCUCAGGAACCUCAACUAUCUGCUUCUGAACGGUUUGAUAUCCACUCCAAGCUGCUCAUUCUAUAGGAAUUUAAUGGUAUCAAAUAUGCCAGCCUGAUUAGAACUGCAUUGGCUGCUGAAAAAUAAAAUAAACUAUUUCUCGUACCGUGUUUGGCUUUUCAAUGUAUAAAUCGAGCUUCAAUCUCUUGUGGGGUUUACUCAUAGAGCUUCACUGUCAUAUAGUUUUCACUUAAUCAUAUAGUUUUCAUA